Drosophila obscura is the source of this 635-nucleotide messenger RNA. RefSeq lists its product as uncharacterized. The record is from RefSeq and is a predicted model, not a curated record. The transcript has 3 exons. NCBI's taxonomy places the organism in Eukaryota, Metazoa, Arthropoda, Insecta, Diptera, Drosophilidae. The coding region runs from base 387 to 635 and encodes 82 amino acids.
GAUCCUGAAAUUAACUUUUUCAAGUUUUCUCGUGUGUUGUUCGAUUUUCUUUUCCCACAAAACCUUCGCAGUGAUCUGAACUGAUACCCUCGUGUUACAGAGUUUCAAGUGUGCUUGCUUUUCUUUCGAAUUGCGCAUAGCGUUGCGUUGCCAGCAGCUUGUAAGUGUUUGUUUGAGGCCGGCUCGAAUUUCGCGCGGGUACUUGCCAUUUCUUAACUUUACAGCUUGACUACUGAUCUGCAGACUUGUUCUAGGAUCAUUCUAGAAUCUAUAGUCAGGGUUGGCGCUUAUAUUACGAGUUUCGAAGUACCGCAAGUGCUUUUGCUUUUCCCUUACAUUGCAUUGGCAGCAGUUCCUUGAGUUUCGAGUAAAAGGCUCUGUGGACGAUGUCCAACGAGGCGACCGGCAUUACCAUCAAAGAAGAGAUUCCCAUAGACGCGAGCAGCGGAGCCGAGGCAAAGAAACCCGAGAAUCAAUCGGAAAAGGCAGAGUCGCAACUGGCCGGCGGGAGCGGGUCGCAGGCCGAGUCCAGCGACAACCAUUUGCAGCGUCUGCAAAGUUUGCGUAAGGAAUUGAGCUACAUCAGCGAAACGGAUUGGAUGUACGAGAGUCUGGACAAGAAGCCGCAACAGUAG